UCGUCCCCCAAAUCCAAUGGACCAAAAUCCACCGCGCCAACCCUUCUUCAUCCCCAAAUCCAGAUAAGAUCAAGAACCCCUUCACCUUCUCUUCACUCUCUCCCUCUAUCUCCACUCUCUUCUCCACUCCUCCCAUCAUGGCCUCCAUCACCACGGCCUCCCUCCUACCUUCCCCCUCUCUCUCCUCCAAACCUAAGCCUCGUCUCCUCUCCUCUCUAGCCGCCUCCUCUUCCAACUCCUCCCCCACUCUCAACCUCUCCCGCGUCGCUGCCGGAGCUGGAUCCCAGACCUUGCUGAAGAAGCGCGGCGGACUCUUCGUCGUGCGUGCGGCGCGCGGCAAGUUCGAGCGGAAGAAGCCCCACGUGAACAUCGGCACCAUCGGCCAUGUCGACCAUGGCAAGACGACACUGACCGCCGCGCUGACCAUGGCCCUUUCCUCCAUGGGCAACAGCGCCCCUAAGAGAUACGAUGAGAUUGAUGCAGCCCCGGAGGAACGCGCUCGCGGUAUCACCAUUAACACUGCCACCGUUGAGUAUGAGACUGAGUCUCGCCACUACGCCCAUGUUGAUUGCCCUGGCCAUGCUGACUACGUGAAGAAUAUGAUCACUGGUGCUGCUCAGAUGGAUGGUGCUAUCCUUGUUGUUUCCGGCGCUGAUGGUCCUAUGCCUCAGACGAAGGAACACAUCCUUCUCGCCAAGCAGGUCGGGGUUCCUAACAUGGUUGUGUUUCUCAAUAAGCAGGACCAGGUUGAUGAUGAGGAGCUGCUCCAGCUUGUGGAUCUUGAGGUUCGUGAGCUUCUCUCCUCCUAUGAGUUCCCCGGUGAUGACAUCCCCAUCAUCUCCGGCUCUGCUUUGCUCGCUCUUGAGGCUCUGAUGGCCAAUCCCAGCAUCAAACGCGGUGAGGACCCUUGGGUGGACAAAAUUUAUGAGCUCAUGGACGCUGUGGAUUCCUACAUUCCUAUCCCGCAGCGCCAGACUGAUCUCCCUUUCCUGCUCGCUGUGGAAGAUGUUUUCUCCAUCACAGGGCGUGGUACUGUCGCCACUGGACGUGUUGAGCGUGGCACGGUCAAGGUUGGUGAGACUUUGGAAAUUGUCGGCCUUCGUGAGACCAGAAACACCAUUGUCACUGGUGUCGAGAUGUUUCAGAAGAUUCUGGAUGAAGCCAUUGCUGGUGACAAUGUAGGCCUUCUUCUCAGAGGCAUGCAGAAGGCUGACAUUCAGCGUGGGAUGGUCCUUGCUAAACCGGGGACAAUCACUCCUCACACAAAGUUUACUGCUGUUGUGUAUGUGCUCAAGAAGGAGGAAGGCGGCCGGCAUUCGCCUUUCUUUGCUGGCUACAGACCUCAGUUUUAUAUGCGAACUACUGAUGUCACCGGGAAGGUUACUUCCAUCAUGAACGAUAAGGAUGAGGAGUCGAAGAUGGUGAUGCCCGGUGACCGUGUUAAGAUGGUUGUUGAGCUUAUUGUGCCGAUUGCUUGUGAACAGGGAAUGCGUUUUGCCAUCAGAGAGGGUGGCAAGACUGUUGGAGCUGGUGUCAUCCAAUCCAUCAUUGAAUAGAAAUGGGUUAAUUCUUUCGAAUUUCAUCAAUGACUGUGGCAUGUAGUAAGUUGUGCCCACUAAAGUUUUCCUGGUUGCAUUUCAGUGUCCGAAAGACAACUAAAAUUGCAAUGCCAUAUAAUUUUUCAGUUUUUUUUUUCCCUUCUUCCUUUGUAGUGAUGAUCCAAUUGUGUUUGGGUAGGUGGUUCUUUAAUGCAUUUUAUAAUGUUCUUCUCAUUGUGAUUCUAGAACUCUGCUUUAGUUGUGAUAGUUUCUAUAUGGAUAGCAAAUGAUUAAUUUUA
Molecule: messenger RNA, 1837 nt
Organism: Dioscorea cayenensis subsp. rotundata (Guinea yam)
Lineage: Eukaryota; Viridiplantae; Streptophyta; Magnoliopsida; Dioscoreales; Dioscoreaceae
Product: elongation factor Tu, chloroplastic-like
Exons: 1
Coding region: 138-1556 (472 amino acids)
Biological process (GO): mitochondrial translational elongation
Cellular component (GO): mitochondrion
Molecular function (GO): GTPase activity; translation elongation factor activity; GTP binding
Source: RefSeq, a predicted model, not a curated record